CUCUUCAAUCAACUUCGAACAUCAACAAACUGCCCACCAUGAAGACUACCUGGAAGGACAUCCAACCUGUACCGACGUCGCAGGAAUUCCUCGACAUUGUUUUGAGCCGAACGCAGCGACGUUUGCCCACACAAAUUCGGUCAGGCUUUCAAAUAAGCAGAAUUAGAAAUUUCUAUACCAGAAAAGUCAAAUUCACGCAAGAGACCUUCACUGAGAAGCUCUCGCUGAUCCUUGAUGGCUUUCCUCGACUCCAAGAUAUCCAUCCUUUCCACAAAGAUCUCCUCAAUACCCUGUACGAUGCAGACCACUUCCGCAUAGCCUUGGGCCAGCUCUCGACCGCGAAGCACUUGAUCGAGAUUGUCUCUCGCGAUUAUGUCCGACUUCUCAAAUAUGCACAAUCGCUCUUCCAGUGCAAGCAGCUCAAGCGUGCGGCGCUGGGACGAAUGGCCACCAUCUGCAGAAGAUUGAAAGAUCCCCUCCUCUAUCUUGACCAAGUGCGACAGCAUCUCGGUCGACUGCCGUCCAUUGACCCAAAUACUCGAACUCUCCUCAUCUGCGGGUACCCGAAUGUUGGAAAAUCUAGCUUCUUAAAGAGUGUUACGAGAGCAGAUGUUGAUGUGCAACCAUAUGCCUUUACAACUAAAAGCUUGUUCGUUGGACAUUUCGACUAUAAGUACCUUCGAUUCCAAGCCAUCGAUACCCCGGGUAUAUUGGACCAUCCCCUCGAAGAAAUGAACACCAUCGAAAUGCAGUCCAUCACCGCAAUUGCACAUCUCCGUUCUGCAAUCCUCUAUUUCAUGGAUCUUUCAGAACAGUGCGGCUACACAGUUCAAGCACAGAUUCAGCUUUUCCAAAGUAUUAAACCUUUGUUCGCAAACAAGCUUGUCUUCAUCGUCAUCAACAAGAUCGAUGUUACUCGACCUGAAGACUUGGACGAGGAGACGCAAGCACAACUUCAAGGUUUGUUGAAAUCAGGGGACGUUGAGAUGCUCCAGCUCUCAUGUACGACAAGCGAAGGUGUUCAGGAAGUCAAGAAUGCAGCAUGCGAGCGUCUGAUCGCUGAUCGUGUGGCUCAGAAGUUGAAAGCAGGCACGAGCACCAGUGGAGCCGUCGGUGGCCGUCUCGGAGAUGUUCUCACCCGAAUCCACGUUGCCCGGCCCAUGGAUGGUAUUGUACGUGAAGCCUUUAUCCCCGAAGCCGUCAAGACUCUCAAGAAAUACGACAAGAAUGAUCCCGAGCGUCGGAAAUUGGCUCGAGAUAUUGAGGAAGAGGAAGGAGGAGCAGGAGUCUACAAUGUAGAUCUCAAGGAUAAAUACAUGCUCGAGAAUGACGAGUGGAAGCACGAUAAGAUUCCCGAAGUUUUCGAUGGUAAGAACGUCUACGAUUUCAUCGAUCCGGAUAUCGAAGCGAAGCUCGCUGCUCUCGAAGAGGAGGAGGAGAAAUUAGAAGCCGAGGGCUACUACGAUUCCGAUGAAGAUCUAGAAGAUGCCGAGGACGCCGAAAUUAGAAUGAAAGCCGAGCUGAUCAGAGAGAAACGCCAAUUGAUUCGUAACGAAGCAAAGAUGAAGAAGAGUCUCAAGAACCGGGCCAUCAUCCCCAGAACCGCUAUGAGAAAGAAGCUCACCGACAUGGAGGAUGCCCUCGACACUCUUGGUCAUGACACAACCAACAUUUCAGCACGUGCAAGAUCGCAAUCUAGAGGUCGCAGUGUCCUGAGAUCAAGAACUGGAACUGAAGAUGCGAUGGACGUCGAUGAUCCAGCGUAUGAGGCGAAGAUGCGGGCCAAGAGCAGAGCAAGAAGUCAGAGCAAUAGACGUGAUGACGGUGUUACCAACGAAGUUGCGAGAACCAAGGCCGAGCGAGCACAGAAAUUGAGUCAGAGAAAGAUGAACAGAAUGGCAAGACAAGGUGAAGCUGAUCGACAUGUCGCAGCAGCAAUGCCGAAGCACUUGUUUUCUGGCAAGCGUGGCAUGGGCAAAACUAAUAGUCGCUGAUCUGUCCAUUGUUCUUUGCGUGUCACGACUGGAUGGAUGCAUGUUCACCACUGGCGUUUUGGUGUAUGGACUAUACAGGGAUUUGAAAGAUUCCGAGAUCGUUUGUAGCAUGGUUGGCGCGGAGGUCUCUUUCUAGUAACAUAUGCUUCUGUGUCACCAUGUACCUUAUUUAAGGUACGCACAUAGUAGCAAUGCAGCUUCUCGUCCC
Molecule: messenger RNA, 2202 nt
Organism: Mollisia scopiformis
Lineage: Eukaryota; Fungi; Ascomycota; Leotiomycetes; Helotiales; Mollisiaceae
Product: P-loop containing nucleoside triphosphate hydrolase protein
Exons: 3
Coding region: 39-1994 (651 amino acids)
Biological process (GO): ribosomal large subunit biogenesis
Cellular component (GO): nucleolus
Molecular function (GO): GTPase activity; GTP binding; RNA binding
Source: RefSeq, a predicted model, not a curated record